Molecule: messenger RNA, 1749 nt
Organism: Cimex lectularius (bed bug)
Lineage: Eukaryota; Metazoa; Arthropoda; Insecta; Hemiptera; Cimicidae
Exons: 4
Coding region: 381-1658 (425 amino acids)
Source: RefSeq, a predicted model, not a curated record
CUGAUUUUAAAAAAUAAAUAAAAAUAAAGUCAACAUCGAUUAAAUUUUUCAUUGAAUAAUUAUACAUUUUGGUUAUAAUAUUGAACCUUUUUUGUCGAUCGUACUUGUGUAAAGACGAAAAGAAAAGAAGUCGCAAGUUUCUCAACUCCGUACUUCAUCCACAUCCCCGUGUUUACAAGUCGAACAUGUUUCGAAGAUGCUCAAAGAUUUUAAUUCAUCAAAAGAACAACAUAAAUGUUUCAUAUUGUUUAUUGUUUUCUUCAUUUUGCCAAUUCGGCACGCAUAUGUUUUAUUUAUAAAUAUCAGUCCAUGUUUUCUCGGUGAGGCCCGGGUCGUGUCUCAUUCUAUUUAUUUUGUGGUCGUUCAACAAGGAGUGCACGAUGUCCUCGGGUGAUUCCCAGGAAGAGGACCUUCAAAAGUCAUACGUACGGGCUGAUAGAGCAGGCAACAGCAAGAAUAAGGGCAACCUUGAUGACCUGCACGACGGCUACUUCGAAGAGAGCACCUCUUCUGAAGAUGAUGAGAUCGAUUUCAAAGCAGAACCUCUCGAUUUCUCAUCAUCGGAGAGCGAUGAUGACAAAAAUUCUGACAUUGAGUUAAAAACGAGUGAUGAAGAACAGCUUUUAAACUUGUACGACAAGAAAUUAAGGGAUAAAAUGUCGACGAAAAAAUCUAGCAAAGGUGAAGGGGACGGCCAAGAAAUUAUGACAUCACGUAUAGCAGAAUUCAUGAAAAAAAUGAAAUCUGAAACGAAGGAUAGAUCGCGUGAUAAAAAGAGUUUUGUAGAGGACACCACAAAACCUCGAAAGAGUAAGGCAAGUUCAAAAAAGUUGGUCAGUAAGGAACAAACGAAGCCAACGAAAACGCAACCAGUCAAAACCAAAUACGACACAUCGGACAGCGGUUCAGAAACUGGUUCAGAUUCGGAUUUCGACGCCCUCGCCGAUACCAUGGCGAAUAUGACCCCAGUGUCGUCUGUCAAAAAACCGGCCAAAAUCAGGCUCGACAAAGGCAAAGGUGGAAAAGAAGUGAUUGGUAAAGACGUCGACAUAAGGAAGAAGAUUGCCGAGAUGAAAAAGAUUGUCGGGGGUCCCAAAACGCCAGAUCACAUCGACGAACAACUCCUCAAAGCGAAGCAGAGAGUUACGGAUUGGAUGAGAGAAGAAGACGCCAAAUCCGCGGCUUUGAAAGAAAGAUUCAGCGCCAGCAGGAAGUUCCCUGUAGACACUCUGAUGAAAGAAAUUUCCGGCAGGAAACCUGUCAAAACUCCAAAAGCUGGAAACACGGCCAAGCUUUUCGACGCUCGGAACCCACUUCCGCCGGUUAAGACGAAAAAACCACUGGGAGGCCCCAUUAAAAAUAUAAUGAAAAAAGAAGACGUUUUGCAGAUUCUUCGCGAUGUCGAUUCUUCGAUUCCAGCAAAGUCAAAAGCUCAGAGGGUCGGUUUGGAAAAGUCGACCGACGCUCUGAGGAAGAACAUGGUCCCAACGAAGUUGACCAGCGGCUUGCCCGCCAGGUUGCUACCAUCCAAAAGCGACUCCAACAAAAUCUCGGCCAAAAUGGAACCGACUCAAUAUUCAAUGCGAAACACGCCAAAAUUGGCGGAUAAGAAGUCAAGCCUGAAGAAAUCCUCAGUUAAACGAACGGGUGCCAGCUGAAUAAUACUAACAUGAGACGACCUGAACAACUUAUUCGAAAAACCAUUUAACGACUUUUAUUUAGAAUAUACUCAAAACUGUUAUCCAUAAA